AGACACCAGGGCGGCGAGGCUGGUCGGAGUGCGCAGUGGAUGCCGAGGGACACAAACGUCGUUUGUUAUCGUUAUGAGUAUCUUAUUUAGCUGCAGUCACCGCACUUGAAUGAAUGCAUGCUUUGUCAUCAACUGAAGCCCCCCCCCCCCCCCCCCGUGUUCUGUGAUAGUGGGAAUAAGGAGCUUUUGAUAUUUUUGCAGCAUCUCUAGUGCGGACAAAUUGUUGCACCAGAUGCAACGUUUUCUCAGUUCAGUUUCGUCGGCCCUCGUCUUUCGGUGCAGAAGUCUAAUCACCCUAAAUCAGCAGUAAUUCUGCAGGGAAGCAUCAUGCUGACCAGCAUCACUGAAGGUAUACUGUGUUGCCUGACUGGGAAGGUUGCCGGUCUGGUCUUGUCCCUGGAGUCCACAGAACCCUCUGAUGGUUUUGAGUUUGUGGAGGUGAAACCUGGCAGAGUCCUGCGAGUGCGGCACAUCGUCCCUGAGCGUCAGCCUGUAGUAACCGAGGGGCAAGUUGCAGGCAACGAAAAGAAGGAUGCCGAAGAUGAUGAUGAUGAUGACGAUGAUGGCGGUGGUGGUGGUUCUGCUCAUGAUUGCAACGACAGCAACACCGGCAGCAGUGUCCACUGCAAGAGGAAGAUCACGGUCUACCGAAACGGCCAGCUGGUGAUCGAGAAUCUCGGUGAUGUUUUGCACUCUGAGAUCUUGCAGUGUCGGGACGGGGAUCUGGAGCCUUGCAGCACUGUAGAGGUGGAGCUGGCUGACUACAAAGAAAUGCCCUCUUCUCCAGACCCCAAACCUGUCACACCUCCAGUUCCUCCACCUCUCGGAGAACAGAAACCGGCUCCGCCUCCUCGCCGCCGCCGCCGCAAGCCCAAGCGCACCGUGCAAAUCGACUCAAAGAGGGUGAUCUCAAGCUGCAAAGGGACGCACUCGGACGUAGCGCUGUUCUUCGUACACGGAGUGGGCGGUUCUCUGGAUAUUUGGGGCAGCCAACUGGACUUCUUCUCUCGGCUGGGCUAUGAGGUCAUCGCGCCCGACCUGGCGGGGCAUGGAGCCAGCACUGCCCCACAGAUUGCAGCAGCUUAUACUUUUUAUGCUCUUGCGGAGGACCUUCGUGCCAUCUUUAAGAGAUACGCUCGUAAGCGCAACAUCCUCAUUGGCCACUCGUACGGGGUCUCAUUUUGCACCUUCUUGGCACAUGAAUAUCCAGAUCUGGUCCAUAAGGUGGUGAUGAUCAAUGGAGGGGGUCCCACAGCUCUGGAGCCCAGCCUGUGUUCCAUCUUCCAGCUGCCAUCGUGUGUCCUUCACUGUCUCUCACCUUGUCUGGCCUGGAGCUUCCUCAAGGCCGGAUUCGCCCGUCAGGGUACCAAAGAAAAGCAGCUGUUGAAGCAGGGCAAUGCCUUUAACGUGUCUCCGUUCGUCCUGCGAGCCAUGAUGAGUGGCCAGUACUGGCCUGAGGGGGACGAGGUCUACCAUGCCGAGCUCACUGUGCCUAUCCUUCUGGUCCAUGGCAUGUGUGACAAGUUUGUGCCCAUGGAUGAAGACCAGCGCAUGGCAGAGAUCCUUCUGUUUGCGUUCCUGAAAGUCAUAGAGGAGGGAAGUCACAUGGUCAUGAUGGAGUGCCCUGACACCGUCAACACCCUCCUCCACGAGUUCUUUCUAUGGGAGCCCGACAUGUCCAGAAAAGACCGCAUCAAGACAGCCACAGCUCUCGGUGACACUCUGCACACACUCAAAGUGAAUAAGCCUGUGGAAAAAUAACCAACGAGGAGUCUAGUUUUAUUACACAACCAAGCAGAAGGCCUUUUGUGGCUGGUGUUCUUAGGGCUGCUACCAGGCUGAGAGCUGUUGUAAACAGGGCCUCAUCUUAAGGAUGCAAAUGGCCACUGGUGCUGCAAGAUAAAGCGGGAUAUAGGGAACAAGGGAACGAUGGAAAACACAUAAAGAUGAGAAGAAUGGAUGCAUAUACAGUCGGUUUCUGCUUCGCUUUUUGAUACCAGAUCUGCAAAAUGACCCAAAACCUGGAGGACUAUGUCCAUUCGUGAUAUGUGUUUGAAAUGUAUAUGGCAAAGACUACUGCACGAUGCAAAAAGCUAAAAUCCAUGAAAUGGUGUGGGAAUUCCUCUAUUUUAAAUAUUCUGUAAAGUACUGCAGAGGUUCUGUUCAACCUUUACAAAAUGUUUAUUAACUCAUCUGCUUUCGGUGGGAAACUGUCAAAAUGAUGUGCUGUGAAAUGAGGAAUUGCGGAUUUGAUUGCUGAUUUGCCGGUACAGUGAAGGACAGCUUACAGUAAAAAGUGUUGAUAAUAAUAAUGUAUUAUCAAAUACGGACUGGGUAAGAGAGGGUCGUGUGUUAAAAUAUUAGAUAUAUACUGAAAAUAUCAUUAAUAAUUUCACCACAUGCAUAUAUAUAUACAUAUAUAUGACUCCUUAACUGCAAUCCAUGGUUAUGAUGACCACAUUCAUACAAGGUGAUGUCUACAAAAUUGAACAAAAGUUGGUUCACCUAUUCCAAAAUAACAUCAAUAUAUUUUCUGUAUAUUGAAUAAUAUCAAAUUUAAAUCUAAAAAGCUAUGUGUGUCUUUGUUAAGCACAAUGUUACCAAUUUAUCGUUUCACUGUUGCAUGAAAAUUAAGUCAUAUUUAAUGAGUUUUAUGUGAACUGGAUGCCAAAAUGUUCUCCUCUUUUAUUUUGGCAGACAUUUCUUCAAUGUUAUGUAAUAUCCUAAGGACACAAAGGCUGUGUUUAAGUUCGCAAUAUGUAAAGGAAGGAGGGUUUGGUCAGACAGCAAUAUAUUUUCAUAUUGAAAAAUUCCUUGUGCACUUCUCUUUAAUCAAAUGACUGUUCCUUUUGAUGUAUAAGUAUUUUUUUGCUUUUAUUUUGAAAAAGUAGCAACUGCCAUUACAAAUUGUGGUUGUGUUGAUCGCUUGAAGCUGCUGGGUUUGUUGCCCUAUCUAUUCAUUUCAUGGUAUCAGGCAGAAAUAAUGAGCUCAACAUUAUGCUCACUAAAAAGAUUCACUGAUGGGUUCUGCUGUCUCACAGUGGGACAAUUAGUUUCAAGGCAAGGCAAGUUUCUUUGUACAGCACAUUUCAACAACAAGGCAAUCAAAUGUGCAACAAAACAUGGGGCAAGAGAAAAAUCCAUUUUAAAAAACAGGUGCAAGUAAAAGUACAGUCAGCAGCAGAUAUGUUUCCCGAGUACGUAUUUGAUGACUGGAGAGUUUAUGCUGUUAUGAGAAGCAGAAGAUGUAGAUCUAAGACUGGGAUGUAGAAAGCCUAAAAUCAAAUAUGAGUAAGCCAAAGCAGGAAGUCCCCUAAAAAGAGAGGCAUUUUUACUGACCAUGGUGGUCUAUUAUAUAUGCAUUUUGACAGAAUGCUGAUGCAACAUUACUGGUUUUAUGCAACUGGAAUAAAAUAGAGAGAAAUAGAAUAGAAAUAAACUGACUUGGCAUCUUAACAUUAUACAUUCCCUGUGGACCUUCCAAAAAACAACCCGUGCUCCUGAUGCAAUGUCCUGUAUGUCUCUUUUUAUGUAAAAGGUCGGUGUAACUGUAUGGACAACAGGGUGCACAUGUACUUCCUCUUAUGCUAAAAGUGUGCAUAUACAAAUGGUCAGUGCUCAUGUGUGCUAUAUCUUUUGUGGUUAACUAAAUGUGUCAAUGUUAUUGUUGCAUUUAUUUAUGGACAACUUAAUAUAUGCACUGCCUGAAUGUUGAUGCAUAUAAAGUUAUAUAUACAAUAAAGUUGAAUUCAGUAUGUGCAUUUCCUGUCAUUAAAUAAAACAAAUGUUCACGGUCUG
Gasterosteus aculeatus aculeatus (three-spined stickleback) is the source of this 3798-nucleotide messenger RNA. Its product is annotated as protein ABHD8. Gene Ontology annotation, cellular component: mitochondrion. NCBI's taxonomy places the organism in Eukaryota, Metazoa, Chordata, Actinopteri, Perciformes, Gasterosteidae. Gene Ontology annotation, molecular function: carboxylic ester hydrolase activity; lysophosphatidic acid acyltransferase activity. Gene Ontology annotation, biological process: phosphatidic acid biosynthetic process; lipid homeostasis. The record is from RefSeq and is a predicted model, not a curated record.